AUGGUGAAGGAGGAAUCCGAGGACGACCUGGAGGACUCCUACGAUGCCGAAGCUGAGCAGCCGGUACUUAAGCAGCAUGGCAGUAUCCGGAACGGACGUGCGCACUCGAGCAGUCCUGCAAGAUCAGCACGCUUUGCAUUAGGCGCAGAUCAACUAGCCAUCAGGCACGAGCCUCCUCCGCGAUCCGUCUCUCCUCGAAAGUCCGCCAUGAAACACUCAAUUAGUCCAUCUCGUGGUGCCUCACCUUCAGAUGAGGGCUCUGAAGCGUCCGGGCCAAGCCGGUUUGGCAGUGAGGCCACCGCAGUGGAGGCGCCGAUGCCACGUAAAAAGAGUGUACGGGUCAGCUUUGACGAUGAGAACACCAAGGUCGUAGGACAAUCUGCUGCAAAACCCGAGCUGGAGGAUUCACCUCUUCCCCUGAGUCCUCAAAACACGAAGAGACAUUGGUACAACCAUUUAGGCAGAAGCCGGAAGAAAGAUGCAGUUGCCCUCGACGACGACGAAGUUAUGCAGCCGCGACCGGCUCUGCCCACAUUCGGCAGCGUCCGUGAGAAGAUGCCGCGGGACACUGAAGAUGAGCGGCCACUCGUCCGUCCUACUGAAUCACCGACGGCAUCUGGCCCAGAUACCCCGGAACGCACACCAGACCGGUCGAUCCCACUCGGUCAGUCCAACGAUCAUAAUGUUGGCUCGAUUCUUCAUCUUCAAGAGCAGACGGCUAGGAACCCUGCAAACAUAUCCAGAUUUAGAGAGCCGUUGCCGCCCGUGGUAACGUCAAUGGAAGGGAGCGGCUAUUACUCGCCCAGCAGCACGAGUUCGGAAGACGAAGAUGAGAGGGAAAUAUUCCAAGAUUCAGAGGUUAUCCAGGAGCCCCCGCCAACUUUGCCUCCUGCGCAAGUGAAGGAGGAGAUCAUUGCCGACCAUCCUGACUUGCUCGACCAGCCACAAUACUCGACAGGUCCUGUUCAUGAGAACCACACUGAACGGCACGAAGACUUUGUCCCCUCCAUCUCCGUCAUUCAGCCCACACCGACUCCCAGAGAGGUAGUUACCAACGAUCCGGCCAGUCAGUCAGGUCCAAGUUACUUUGACGUUCCGGGAGGUUUCCCAAAUGACGACAGCGAAGACAACGUCGUGCACGCCCGCGCUGUGCCUACUACAGAUGUGACAAAGCACGAUGAACCGACGACGACUGCAGUGUCCAAUGGCACAGUCAAGGCCCCCGCAAAGGCUAUUCCUCACUCGGUUCCCACCGACGAAUCUGCGUCCGAAGGCGAUAGCAUCUACAGUGACGCAUACGAAGACCUAUCAGAUAUCGACGGAGAUGGUUUCAUGUCCCUUGACGCCGUCGUCGCAUCACCCGUCUCCGACAAGGUUUCUCAGAAGCUCUACCAAAAGGCUCUGGCAGACUCGCAUCAGGAGACUGCUCAUGACGCUGAUGUCUUCAGAGCGCGCCACACGCCGGACGUUUCGCAGUUGUCAAGUAGCUCGCAACAACCGCAGGACGAGUGGGAGAAGGCUAAGCUCUACUGGAAAGGAUUAACGAGUGACAAGCGAAAGCAACUUGAACAAGAGGCGUUGGAGGAAGCUGGGGCCGAAGGCGAUCUCGAAGAGGUUGUCCAGCCCGUAAAACCCAAGAGGAAGAAGUCUGUUCGCAAGAGCGACCCAGUUGAACAACAGCAGUCCUCUAUCAACCCCGAGCGCGUUUACCAAAUCCAGCCUGGAACGAGAGCCCCCGAUGAAGAAGACGAAGCAGAGCCUCCAAUCGCUAUUCGGAAGACUAUGCGAGGACGGCAGGGUCAAGAGGCCGCGCCAGCUAAUGGCAGACUCCAGAAGACAAUGCGCGGUACACCGACUCAGCCGUCCGCCGCUACGAAUUCCGGCAUGCGAAAGUCGAUGCGAUCGGACAAUCAAGCUCCUCAAAGCUCUCAUCAAGUACAAGCUGCGGGUCCUGGAGGCAUGAGAAAGUCUAUGAGACAGAAUGGCUCGUCUCAAUCAACAGGGCAUGUUCCCCAGCAACGAGCAAAUUCGGCAUCACUGGCUAGUCGGGAUGUUCGCUCUAAGCACCUUUCUAUGGACAGCAACAUGUCAAGCGUAGAGAUGGCGAAAGCCAUGCAGGCAGCAAUGCAGUCGACACCUCGUCGACGGGGAUCCGAUUCCAGCGAGACGAGUUUUCGACGGUCUCGACCAAAGCAGGAAGGAUUUGGCUUCCGAAAAUCGAUGCGAUCUAACGGAGAGGCCGAGCAGGCGGCAGCCGGUAGGAACUCGCGCUUCAGCCUCCGGUCAAUGUCUCCACCUGCAUCGCCGUCUCAGCCACCGAUCAGUAUGGGCAAUCGUACAACUAUGCGAGGCACGCUGCGAAGUGACUCAAGCGACGGAAGCACGCGUCGCAUGCGCCUGCCGUCUUUCGGCAAGUCAUCUUCUAAGAAGGUGACUGGAAAACCUGGAAAGAGUCGCUUUGGCGACUCGAGCGACGAAGAAGAUGCUGGGCCCUCUGGAUUCCACAGCCGAUUUGUCGACUCUAGCGACGAAGACGAAAAGACUGCGCCUGCACCUGCGCCGCACAACAUGCCGAAGAGCAUGCGCGCAUCAAGCUCUGCUGCGGCGGCUGCAAUGAAGGUUCCCCCUCCACGAUACGACGAAAAGGCAGAAGAUUCUCCGGAUCUUCCCGACAGCAGCGACGAGGAGGCGCCACCGCCGCCGGUUUUGCAAAAGCCCAAAUUGUCUCCGAGAAAGGUCUCUGGCGCUAGCGGCCGCCUGGUGAAGUCUCAAUCGGACGGUCACGGUUUGCCGCCUUCCGGAUCUCCUCGUGGAGGGCUUAUGGAGUCAUCCACGGCUCCUGCUGUUAGCACCAGACCGAAUCACGAACGCAGAGGCAGCUUCCUGUCUAUCCUUCGGCGCAGAAAAGAUUCUGAUGCCGGGAAGAUUUCUCGACCAGCCGCCGGCGAGAGCGGUGCCAGGAUGGACACGAAACUGGAGCGCAGCGCCUCGGAAAUCUCGGCUCUCCGUGGUACAAAUGGGUCGAAGCUCCAGAAGCUACCCAUGGAGAAUUGGCCCCUUGUCGAGGAGAACUUUGACGACGAGAAGCGGCCGAUGACGGCUGAUAACAACAAGCCCGUGGACGCGUCCAGGCCGAUGUUUAUGAAGCGCCGAAGCACCAACCAGGUACUCACCUCGGGGUACCAAGAAGACCAAGAGAGCGUCCAGUUGGAUCCCUCGGGCAAGAAGAAGAAAAAGUUUGGCACGCUCAGGCGGAUGUUCAAGCUUGAUGACUAG
Colletotrichum fioriniae is the source of this 3276-nucleotide messenger RNA. Lineage: Eukaryota; Fungi; Ascomycota; Sordariomycetes; Glomerellales; Glomerellaceae. The record is from RefSeq and is a predicted model, not a curated record.